Molecule: messenger RNA, 435 nt
Organism: Rhodotorula toruloides NP11
Lineage: Eukaryota; Fungi; Basidiomycota; Microbotryomycetes; Sporidiobolales; Sporidiobolaceae
Product: actin-binding, cofilin/tropomyosin type domain containing protein
Exons: 6
Coding region: 1-435 (144 amino acids)
Biological process (GO): regulation of actin filament polymerization
Cellular component (GO): site of polarized growth; cortical actin cytoskeleton; plasma membrane
Molecular function (GO): actin filament binding
Source: RefSeq, a predicted model, not a curated record
AUGGCCGACGUUUCAAACUCUGCGAUCAAGGACGCGUACGAGGCGGUCCGGUCCGACAAGGACGAGACCAACUGGCUUCUCCUCGAUUACGCCGAUGCACGAUCAGACAAGCUGGUCUUGACUGAGACGGGCAAGGGCGGCUUGGAUGAGCUCAAGACCAAGUUCCAGCCUGGAAACGCUUCCUUCGCCUAUAUCCGCGUUAAAUACUCGAACGACGUCGAGUCGUUCCGGGAAAAGUUCGUCCUGAUCACCUGGAUCGGCCCCGAGGUUCGAGUGAUGCGCAAGGCGAAGCUCUCGGUGCACGCGGCGGACGUCAAGCGGGUCUUGAGCGCGUACAGCAUCGACGUGCCGGCGAGUUCGGUAGAGGACUUGGCAGAGGCUCCCAUCGUCAAGCGGCUGCGGCAGGCGGGCGGAGCGAGUUACGACCGGGCUUGA